AUGUCGGACCGGCUGGGCAAGCCCACCUGCCUCAUCGUCGCCAGCGCCGCCGCCGCGGGUGUGUCAGCCCAGUCCUUCCUUCACUGCUUUACACUGACCAGCUCUGCUUUUAACCUGCAAGUUGCGACUCCUGGGGGGAAGUCAAUUGAUUUUGCGGAUGUGAACGAGAGCAACAUGCGCUGGGUACAGGACUUCCGUAUGAAAUCGUAUGCGAACCCUGCCAAGUUGGAGUCGAUUGAUGGUGCUAGAUACCAUGCGCUGCUGAUUCCAAACUGCCCUGGGGCUGUGACUGACCUUGCAAAUAGUGGGUACCUGGCUAAGAUAUUGCAGCACUUCAGCACUGAGAACAAGCCUAUCUGUGCGGUUGGACACGGGGUUGCAGCUUUGUGUUGUGCCACCAAUGAAGAUAAAUCCUGGGUGUUUCAGGGAUACAGCCUGACAGGGCCCUCUGUGUACGAACUAGUAAGGCAGCCUAAUUUUGCCAGUUUGUCCAUUAUCGUGGAAGAUUUCGUGAAAGAUUCUGGAGCUACAUUCAGUGCCAGCAGUCCAGAUGCUGUACAUGUUGUGCUGGACAGGCACCUGGUGACAGGACAGAAUGAGAAUUCCACUCUUCCUGCGGUCCAGAAUCUUCUCAUUCUUUGCAAUGUCAGGUGAAUGUGUGUUAGAAGUCCUUUCCUGGCUGUGGACUAAUGGGUCGUGUCAUGUUUGGAUGUGUUUCCUUCAGCAGGAAAUGAAGGAGCAGGUCUCUUUCCAAAUAGGAUGGAUGAAGAGCCAGCAGGCUAAGGAAUUUCUUGUCUGUUGACUGGAUAAAACAUCCUUCUAAAUUUCUGUCCUGGACUAUGAAGUGACUGUGACACUGAAGUGGCAAUGUCAGGUUUUGCACAUAUAUAGAGUGGAUGAAGGCUGUGAAUAAGAAAACUUAGAAGUGCAUCACACUUCAGAAGCAACUAUGAAACCACCUUGCAUUUUUGUUGCUACAUCUUUUUUCACUGCUUCUGUCUAGACCCUUAUUUUACAGAUGUGGGGAACUGUCUUUUUUUUUAAAAAAAAAAGUUGGUGCUAUGAAUACAAAUUGCUGAAGCUGAA
Molecule: messenger RNA, 1086 nt
Organism: Gavia stellata (red-throated loon)
Lineage: Eukaryota; Metazoa; Chordata; Aves; Gaviiformes; Gaviidae
Gene: GATD1
Product: glutamine amidotransferase class 1 domain containing 1
Exons: 8
Coding region: 1-654 (217 amino acids)
Source: RefSeq, a predicted model, not a curated record